This is a messenger RNA of Linnemannia hyalina, 945 nucleotides long. The record is from the annotation of a GenBank genome assembly. NCBI's taxonomy places the organism in Eukaryota, Fungi, Mortierellomycota, Mortierellomycetes, Mortierellales, Mortierellaceae.
AUGACUGCCGCCGUUGCCGUGGUCUUGGUCCCCUCCUUGACUUCGGCUCAAUCUAAGAACGCAACCUUGAGCAUCCUCACCAACAAUGUCUACUUCUUGAGCACUAACCUCUACCCCAACUGGGGCCAAGUUACGCGAGCUGGACUCAUCAGCAACUCGGACUACAUCAAGGACCACGAUGUUCUUGUCCUCCAGGAGUGCUUUGACUUGACUGCCUGCGAUGUCAUUCGCUCUGGACUCGCCUCCCAGUACCCUUACCAAACCCCCACGGUCGGUCAUAGUAAGAGCGGCUGGGACUCAACUUCAGGCAGCUAUUCUGCAACCUCGGUUGAGAACGGUGGUGUGACAAUCCUGAGCAAAUGGCCUAUUAAGCAGAAGCAUCAGUUUGUUUACAAAAAUGGCUGUGGAGCUGACUGGUUCUCUAAUAAGGGCUUCGCGUAUGUGAUUCUGGACUACAAGGAAACUAAUAUCCACGUCUUCGGUACGCACAUGCAGAGUGACGAUUCCAUGUGCAGUUCGGGCCAGGCUGCCAAGUACCGUGGUCUCUCUUUGGAUCAAUGGCGUCAAUUCAUUGACAGUCGCAACAUCCCUGCGAACGAGCUGGUCGUUAUGGCAGGUGAUUUCAACAUAUUAAAGGAUUCCUCAGAGUUCUCGGGUCUCAUCUCGAGGUUAGGUGCGGUUCAACCGAAAAGGUACCAGGGCUGGCCCUGGACCUGGGAUACGGUCGAUAAUACGAUUGCGAACUACAACUACCCGGAUACGGUCAAGGAGCCCCCACAGUACAUUGACUUUGUGUUUACCGAUGCAAAGCAUUCUGCCGGUGUUCGAUCCUCAGUUCAGACUUCGCUUAGGGUCAAGUCUUCCCCAUAUGUGCUCAAGGGAGCUACCUACAACGAUUACAGUGAUCAUUACCCCGUUGUCACCGAAAUCCAAGUGGACCUGUAG